UUUUUAAUCAAGAUGUCUGCGCCCAUGUUGACACCAUCUGAUUGAGCAAAAGAACAUUGAUUUCAUCCUAAUGUUUAUGUAAGGAGGUCUCAGUUGUUUGUAAUGGAAUCUGAAAAUGCUCCACAUGUAAAAGAAACUGCAAAUGAGGAAGAGAGACAUAAUGCAGCAUCUGAGGAAUCUGUGCGGGAAGAUAACGAAACAGAAAAGAUCGAUGCUGGGGAGAGGAGGGCAGAGGAAGAGGAGGAGGGAGAGAGUGAUGAAUUGUCCCACAAGGACGCCAUGAGGACGGUGAGGGAGGACCUCGCCAUCUUAAUUCAGAAUGAUCCAUUACUGUCUGACCUUCCACCUGAGAUAACACUGGAAGAAGUGAACUCUCAGAUUGCACUGGAGUAUGGACAGGCUCUUACAGUGAAUGUACGGAGAGAGGAUGGAGAAGUAAUGCCCAUAGUGGUAGUCCAGGGAGGCACAGUGAGGGAUCUGAAGGAAGGCGUUAAAAGAUACGUGAUGCUGAAGCAGCACCGAGCAGAGGGAACUAAGUGUAUCAGCUGGCGCUACAUUUGGCGAACAUACUGGUUAUAUUUCAAUGGGCAGAAGCUGACAGAGGACAAAAAGCCAAUCAAAGAUUAUGGCAUUGGCAACCGUGAUGAGGUGACAUUCAUUAAGAGGCUGAGACAGCAAUGACAGCGCCACCUAAUUGAUCAGGAUGAGAAUUUGCCCUCCAUGAUUGAUGAGCAGACCAUUUCUGGGGUUUGUGGUAACAGCCACCUCAUCAAAUGGCAAUGGACAUGGAGCUAUUCUCAGCUCUUAGCUCUGUGGCAGUGUCUAAAACUGGGUGAAAAGGCACCGCCGAAAGCGCCACGGUCGCCACCUAUAGGUGCACAUCUAAAUGUGCAUCAAAUUGGCUGUUAGGACACUGAUUGCAGGAGGUGGACACUGUUAUGUAUUGUGCUUGAUUAGGGAAGUCUCUGCAUGGGUUUCAGUCUGUAUUAUUUCAUCAAGUGAAAAAUAGGAAACGCUGACAACCUCGAGGCUUCUACUACAACACUAUACUUCAUUCACUAGAGAGCACUUGUCAAGACAAUACAGGAGCUAUAUAAGUUACUUAAUAUAUGAUUAUUAGGCUCAAGGAAAAUAAUAGCUGAAUGGACCAGUGACCAUGUCAAAUAAAUAUGGCUAAACAAUAUUUUUUACUGACAGUCACUCUAAUAAAGAUAGGUAUCAGGGUAUCGCUGUUUUGUUUUCAAUACCAAGAAGAAAUUA
Molecule: messenger RNA, 1260 nt
Organism: Lingula anatina
Lineage: Eukaryota; Metazoa; Brachiopoda; Lingulata; Lingulida; Lingulidae
Product: U11/U12 small nuclear ribonucleoprotein 25 kDa protein
Biological process (GO): mRNA splicing, via spliceosome
Cellular component (GO): U12-type spliceosomal complex
Molecular function (GO): protein binding
Source: RefSeq, a predicted model, not a curated record